Molecule: messenger RNA, 1234 nt
Organism: Malania oleifera
Lineage: Eukaryota; Viridiplantae; Streptophyta; Magnoliopsida; Santalales; Ximeniaceae
Product: expansin-like A1
Exons: 5
Coding region: 265-1050 (261 amino acids)
Biological process (GO): sexual reproduction
Cellular component (GO): extracellular region
Source: RefSeq, a predicted model, not a curated record
CAGCCCCAUCAUUUUAUAUCCUCGUGGCUCCGCGUAUGCGCAAUUGCUUGUCACUUUCCUUCUCGUCCAUGGAAGUCAUAACAGAACCCUAAAAUUCUAAAUUCAAAAGUUGUCAAUGAGCAAAACUCAGUAAAGUUUCUUGAUUGCUCAUGACCUGUAAUCCACUUCCUCGAGUCUCAAAGUCCUGCUCUUGCUGUGCUCUUCUUCUCUAUAUAUACCUCACGAAUCUCUCUUCCUCUGCAACUCGCAGUUAAUCCCGGAACCAUGGAUUUCUUCCUUCUUGGCUCCUUCUUGCUUCUCGUGAUCUCCUCCGCCACUGCCUGCGACAGAUGCAUACACCAAAGCAAUGCUUCUUAUUUCUCUAACUCUGCUGUUCUCAUGAAGGGGGCUUGUGGGUAUGGUCCCCUGGCUUUAAAACUCGGUGGACGAUUCCUUGCAGCUGGAGUCUCUUCCCUGUACAAAAAUGGAGCAGGUUGUGGUGGGUGCUUGCAGAUGAGGUGCAAGGACAAAGCUCUUUGCAGAUCAGAAGGCAUCAAAGUUUUUCUGUUCGAUCUUAAUAAUAGCAACCGAACAGAUUUGGUUCUCAGCAGGACAGCUUUCUCGGCCAUGGCUAGGAAUGGCAAGGGCCAAGACAUUUUGAAUGAAGGCAUUGUGAACGUGGAAUACAGGAAGGUACCUUGUGUUUACCGAAAGAACUUAUCUGUGCGCGUGGAAGAAAUCAGCAACAAAUCUUUUUUAGCACUCAAAUUUCUAUAUCAAGGUGGACAAACAGAUAUAGUUGCUGUCGACAUAGCUAAGGCUAGUGAUUCAAGCAGGUGGCAAUACAUGACUCGAAAUUAUGGGGCCGUGUGGUCGACAGAUAGUGUUCCACAAGGGCCCCUGCAACUUCGAUUGGUGGUUACUGGGGGAUACGAUGGAAAAUGGAUAUGGGCGCAUGGACCUGUGCUUCCUAUAGACUGGAAAACAGGGGUAAUAUAUGACACUGGAGUCCAAAUCAACGAUAUUGCACAAGAGGGGUGCUUUCCAUGCGGUGAUGGCCCUUGGAAAUGAUUAUUUGAAGGGUCUUUUCCCUUGUUUCUUUAUGCAGACCAGUGUCAAACGUGAUUUCUUUACACAGGGUUGAUGAUGUAAAUGAUUAGGAAAGAAAAAAGUGUAGUUGAAGGGUGUUACUUUUACAUUUUGUCACAUUUGUUAGUGUAAUAAGACUAGUGACAUAUUUAUGUUCCUACUUUAA